Messenger RNA from Truncatella angustata, 1066 nucleotides. RefSeq lists its product as uncharacterized. NCBI's taxonomy places the organism in Eukaryota, Fungi, Ascomycota, Sordariomycetes, Amphisphaeriales, Sporocadaceae. The coding region runs from base 126 to 758 and encodes 210 amino acids. The record is from RefSeq and is a predicted model, not a curated record. The transcript has a single exon.
UGGUCGGUUCAAGGACUCAAGGAUGAGCGCUUUGGUUUCAACUGCUGUUUGAUACAACUCUGAAAUCAGUAUCAAAGGUUGUUACCGACCGAGCAUCACUGCGAGGUAUUCGUGGCUUCGUGCUGAUGUCUCAAUUGCACCGCCGAGCGGAAAGUAGUACGCUUUCUCUCAUGAUGCAAAAAGCAUCGGUUACGUUAGGACCGCCCUGGCAACUUGCUUGGUCUGCUGUAUGCAUGUGUCGCAAAACGGCUUCCAUGUGCCGGCUGGGUAAUGCAAGCACUGGAAACUCGACACGUUCUGGAACUCGCAACGGUAUACUUGCAGAUGACCUGAUUUCAAAUUGGGAAACAUUGGCCAUCAAGUAUAAGAUAUUCGAUCGUUACGGCACGUGCAUGAUUCAUAUAGAAGGACGGGACCAGAUCGUGCAGGACGUCGAUCAUAGACGGUCAAAAUUUCGAGCACAUGAUCCGGAUUCUGGGAGAUAUGCUACCACCGCCUUCUGUUGUCCGGUUCUCGCUCGGCUAUGGCUGCGGAAAGCAUGUCAUAUCUCAAUGCUUGCUGGUUUGAGCAUACGCCCGGUCAAGCACGAGUACAAGCAAUAUAUAAUUAAGUCGAAAUGUCAUAUAGGACCAGGGCACAUCCGCUCCCCGCAUCUCGCCCAAGCUGGAUGGUUUAUGUCUAAGCUAGGUCGUCGAAGCUUUGUGGCGAUUCAUUCCUGCCGAAGUGUCGUCCGAUCGCUGUUAGCCUAUGGACUCUGAAGAGUAAGCAUACCAUGUGGGCUAUAUCACGCUGGUCGCCGCGAAAGGACCAUGCACCUCCAGCGUCUGUCGCAGAUCCGGGAUCGCAAUGCCGCUUGAGGGAAGUCCAGAAAGAGAAAACAUUUGCGGCUCUUACGCACAGACUACAAAGCCUAUUUUGCAACAUGUGAGGCAGGAAAGGAUGUAUGGAGUACUAUCACAUUGUGCCUAGCGGUGGUACUUUUCAAGGACAACAAUUCAUGCGUCGCAUUGUGCUGAUCCUGUGAGCACAGUAACGACGAGAGCUAGUCAACUGUUGUCUUUCUACC